Molecule: messenger RNA, 2820 nt
Organism: Cyanistes caeruleus (blue tit)
Lineage: Eukaryota; Metazoa; Chordata; Aves; Passeriformes; Paridae
Source: RefSeq, a predicted model, not a curated record
CCAUGGUAGAGGGUUUGGAAUCAGAUGAUCUUUUAAGAUCCCUUUCCAAACCAAACCAUUCUUUGAUACGACUCUGAUAUUGUUCCGUGUAUUUUUAGUGGGAGGCGUUUGGUCUUCAAUCUCAAUAGUUUUACGACUUGCAGAAAAGAUAAAGUAAAGAUAUUUAAAGAAUUAGUUCUGUGAUUAGAUGUUACAUGAAAAAUGUCAAAGGGAAGAUGUGAAAUAGUGAAAUUACUGUGUUUUUAAAGCAAGGAUUUCACUAUUUGUAUGGUACUUAGGAGUUUCACUGUGACACCUGAAAAAUAUACAAGUAAUAAAACUAGUUCUUGUUUUGGUGGGGCCUUCUUUUCCAGAUACUAUGGAGAAUAAUGAAAGCAGUGCUAAGGAUGCAAAGAGCACCUCAGAUGAAGGUGACAGCAGAGACAUAGUUCAGCAGAAAACUGAGGAAGAAAGCAUCUUCCAUGAGGAAACCAUUGAUCUUGGUGGAGAUGAAUUUGAGUCUGAAGGGAAUGAAACUGUAUCAGAGGAUUCAAAUAAUUUUGUAGAUAAACUUAAUGAGCAAAUGAUGGAGAGUGUCAUUAUUUCAGAUUCUCCAAACAAUAGUGAAGAUGACACAGGUGAACUUGGUUGUCUUCAGGAGAUUGUAGACCAAAUGGAAGCUAAAGAUAAUCAAAAAACACAAACAGAAGUGGAUAAAGAAGAGUUUUUAAGUAAUGAGAGUGAAACUGAACAUGAAGAAACUCCUAAAGACAUUUCUGAGAUUGGAACAGAUGAUCAGGCAUCUUUAAAGGAAGAAUCAAUUCAGGAAGCAGUGAAGGAGGAACCAAAGUUGGGAAACAACAUUCCUGUUGAAACAAAACCAAAUAAUAUUGAUGAAAGCAUGCCUGGGGACCAAAUAUUGUCACCCAGUACUACCAAACCAUCUUCUGAGGCUGAGCCUAUUCCUGUGUGCACCAUCUUCAGCCAAGCAAACAAUGCUAGUUCACAGCCACAGUUGUUCCUGCCAGAUGGUUUUGAGCCUCAGAUGGUGAAAUCUCCCAGUUUUAGUAGUAUAAUAGAGACUCCAGUGAAGUCUAAUCCACAGGUGGUUCAACCAAGUCCUAGUCUAAGCAAAUUCUUCGGUGACACUGUUAACACUAAUACUUUAGCUUCUGAUUUUUUCGAUUCAUUUACCACAUCUAAUUUUAUUUCUGUUAGUAAUCCAAAUGCAAGCUCUUCAGUUCCAGAACAAAUGUCCUCUCUUUCUAAUGGUGGAGAUGGUUCUUCAUCCAACUCUACUUUCCCUGUGCAAAAUGGGAGACCUGAAGCAGGUGGUCCACCAUCAUCUCUAGAAAUAACUCAAUCCCCCAAGCCAUUCUCACAGAUCCAAGCUGUUUUUGCUGGGAGUGAUGACCCGUUUGCCACAGCUUUAAAUAUGAGUGAACUAGAUAGAAGAAAUGAUGCUUGGAUUCCUAGUGAGGAGACAAGAAAUGUUCUCAUUUCAGUUGCCACACAACAAUACAGCGCUGUGUUCAUAGAUAAAGAGAAUCUCACCAUGCCUGGAUUAAAAUUCGAUAAUAUCCAGGGAGAUGCAGUAAAAGACCUAAUGCUUCGCUUCUUGGGGGAGCAGGCUGCAGUGAAGAGACAAGUUUUAAAUGCCAACUCUGUAGAGCAGUCAUUUGUAGGCUUGAAACAGCUAAUUAGUAGUAAAAACUGGAGGGCAGCAGUUGACUUGUGUGGGCGACUUCUAGCUGCACAUGGUCAAGGCUAUAAAAAAAGUGGACUACCUGCUAGCCAUACAACAGAUUCUUUACAGCUGUGGUUUGUGAGACUAGCACUGCUGGUAAAACUGAAUCUGUUCCAAAAUGCAGAAAUGGAAUUUGAACCAUUUGGAAAUUUAGACCAGCCUGAUCUUUAUUAUGAAUAUUACCCUAAUGUAUACCCUGGACGUAAAGGUUCUAUGGUUCCUUUCUCCAUGCGGAUUUUGCAUGCUGAACUUCCUCAGUACCUAGGAAAUCCUCAGGAAUCACUUGACAGACUGCACAGUAUGAAGAUAAUCUGCGCCAAGAUACUAGAAAAUUUGGAACAAGGCUUAGCUGAAGAUGGAAGUAUGACUAACAUUACACAGGAGAACAGACAAGCCUCUGUUCAGCUGUGGAGGUCACGUCUGGGCCGGGUGAUGUACUCCAUGGCAAACUGUCUGCUAAUGAUGAAGGAUUAUGUGCUGGCUGUAGAUGCUUACCACUCUGUCAUCAAAUAUUACCCACAGCAAGAGCCUCAGUUGCUGAGUGGAAUUGGAAGGAUUUUCCUUCAGAUUGGAGACAUAAAAACUGCAGAAAAAUACUUUCAAGAUGUUGAGAAAGUGACUCACAAAUUGGAUGGACUACAGAGCCAAAUUAUGGUUUUAAUGAACAGAGCAUUUCUCUACCUUGGUCAGAAUAAUUUUGCAGAAGCUCAUCGAUUUUUCACAGAAAUUUUAAGGAUCGACUCAUCAAAUGCUGUGGCUAACAACAAUGCUGCUGUUUGUCUUCUUUACCUGGGGAAACUGAAGGAUUCCCUGCGGCAGUUGGAAGGAAUGGUUCAGCAGGACCCUCAACACUACCUACAUGAGAGUGUCCUCUUCAACCUGACCACUAUGUAUGAACUGGAGUCAUCUCGCAGUAUGCAGAAGAAGCAGGCACUUCUAGAGGCUGUAGCUAUCAAAGAGGGUGAUAGCUUUAAUACUCAGUGUCUCAAGUUAGGAUAGAUAAUUUCCAACUGAUUUUUUUUCAGCAAGGAUGUUUUUUUUUAAUUGUAUAUACUCUCGCUAAUGUGUAAAUGUGAAAUAAAAUCUAUUCAAUU